CUUGUGAUUUUCAUAUAUUUGCAGGUAAGGUGGGAUGACCUAGAAGCCUCAAGGCAUAAUAGGGUUUCACCUUGGGAGAUUGAGCCAUCUGGUUCUGCAUCUACUUCAAAUAAAUUGAUAUCAGCUGGUUUGAAGAGGACCAAGAUUGGAUUGCCUUCAACCAUGCUAGAUUUUCAAGUUUCCAAUGCAAUUGGAUCAUCAGACUUUGGUGAAUCACUAAGGUUCCAGAAGGUCUUGCAAGGUCAAGAAAUGUUGGGUGUUAAUACUACUUUUGAUAGUAUUAGUGGUCAGAAUCACCAGCUAUCUGAUUUGAGAAGAUGCUAUCCUGGCUCAAAUUGUCCUAGGAUUGCUGCAACUGGAAAUAGCAUUGGAAUUCCACAAGUGAGUUCCAAUGUUUCCUGCAAUGGCAUAGGCUUUAGGGAAUCUUUCAUAUUCCAGAAAGUCUUGCAAGGUCAAGAAAUACUUCCAAGCCAACCAUAUGGAAGGGCCCUGUCUGUUGAUGAGGCUUGUGGAAAUGGUAGCUUUGGACCUUUUGAUGGUUACCGCACACUGGGACCCAGCAAUGGAUGGUCUUCCCACUUGAGUAACAAUUCUUCACAUUUGCAUCCACCUGUUCCAUCUGGGCAAGUUUCAUCUCCAUCAUCUGUGUUAGUGUUCCAGCAAGCAGUCAAUCCAGUUUCAAACUCUGAUUAUAACAGCAAAAUCAGUCUGAUGAUGGAAGGUAAAGUCCAUCAACAACUUUCAUACACUUCUGAAGCUAAAGGCGGAAAAUUUCUAUCAGUCCCUUAUGAGCCUCUUCGUGGACUAGUUCAGGAAGGCACAAGUUCUUGUGGUGUCUCAAACUUGCAUAAUCAGUUAGAAAGUUCACGUUCACACGAUUCUAUUUCAGCACUUCGGGCUAGUCAAGAGUUGGUUCCCACUUGUAAAAGUCGAUGCAGAGUCUUUGGCUUUUCAUUAACUGAGGGCGCUCCUGUUGCAAGUACAGAAGUAGCUGGCGCCAACCAAUCUGCAGUCACAUGUUCUGGACCUUCCUUUGCAAGACACGGUGAAGAUAGUUUCCACCCAAUGCAUCUGCAUAGGAGCAAGGCAGUGGGAAGUUAUUGCACCAAAGGUGUGCUGCAAUAUUGACUUGAAAAUCAUGAUGUGUGCUAGUAGUGAUGCUGUCUUAAAGUAGCAGAGAAGAAUGUCCACUGUUGUACUAAUGUUAGAAUAUUAUAACUAUUGGCCUAAAUAGAUAAAAAAAUUGGCUGUGACACAAUCAAGUUCCUGUAUUAAUCUAUUAUGUACACUAUUAUUCACUUGUAAAACGAUGCAUGUGUAUUUAUAGUUAUGGCCAUGAGAGCGAGGUGGCACUGCAUAACCAUUCAUCUGUCUUGAAUUGGGCAUGAUUACUUGAGAGACAGUAGCUCAUCAUGUUUCAUGACUUUAAUGUUGUCUCUAUAUUUACGAGCUUUACCCUUUCUUGCUU
Vigna umbellata (rice bean) is the source of this 1468-nucleotide messenger RNA. The record is from RefSeq and is a predicted model, not a curated record. Lineage: Eukaryota; Viridiplantae; Streptophyta; Magnoliopsida; Fabales; Fabaceae.